This is a messenger RNA of Morone saxatilis (striped sea-bass), 15379 nucleotides long. RefSeq names its product SZT2 subunit of KICSTOR complex (gene szt2). Gene Ontology annotation, cellular component: peroxisome. NCBI's taxonomy places the organism in Eukaryota, Metazoa, Chordata, Actinopteri, Moronidae. The record is from RefSeq and is a predicted model, not a curated record.
GCUGUCACCAUGUGAAUUGACACCACCCUGCGAACACCAGACAAGACAGAUGAUAAACAAGUAUUAGGACAGAUUGUUUUCACAAACCCGAGUGAAUAUUCGUCCCCCGAGACUCGCAACAUCCCCGCAGUCCCUAUGCUAUACAAGGCAUGGCAGAGAGACAGGACAAUGAGGUGGAGGAGGCUGACCAGAUCUACCUGCUGAUGAAGGACGAGUAUCGGAUCUCCAGGAAUGUGCGUCUGGCCUGGUUCCUGGGUAAACUUAACCAAGUCAUCUGGCCGGCCUCAAAGCCUGAACUGCUGAACUCAGAGAAUGAACUGGACUUGCUGAGCAUCUUACCUAAAGGAUGGCAGCCGGAUUUCCCCCCCACCAUGUACCCCUACAUGUUGGUGCCGUCCACUCGGGCCACCUUCCUGGCCCGGAGGUACCGCUUCAUCAUCGAGCUGGACCUCAGCCCCUCCACAGGGAUCGUGGAUGACAGCACAGGAGAGAUGAUCUUCGAUGAGGUGUUUCAUGCCUUAUCCAGAUGUCUGGCAGGUCUGGCUCAGCCAUUUCAAGUCCCUGGAACCGAUCAACUUUUCAAGCCUAAGAUCUUCAUCACCAUCUUGGCGUACUCAUCAAUUAUUGGCCUCACCUCCCAUCAGGUUUUGGUACAGGGCUGUCAGCUUGAUAGAACAGACCUCAAUGAGUUCCUGCAUCACAUCUAUCAGCAGCUCCGAGCGGUGGAGAGCAACAUCGCACAAGUCCUGCAUCAGCAGCAUGAACAGUCUGUGGAGCCAGUCCAAAGCUCAAGUCUCAAUAGCAGCACUUUGGAUGAGCAGCCCCACAGGAAGCAGGGCAUUUCCAUGGUGUCAGCUGAUAUGGGUCUCGUCAGCAUGGUACGCCAGGGCAUCCUGGCCCUUCAGCUGCUGCCCCCAAACUCCAGUGCAGGUAUCAUUAUAAUCACAGAUGGAGUGACCAGUGUUCCUGAUGUAGCCAUGUGUGAAACACUACUGAACCAGCUCAGGAGUGGAACCAUUGCCUGCUCCUUUGUGCAGGUCGGUGGUGCAUACUCCUACGACUGUAGCUUUGGCUACAUACCCAACGUAGAGCUGAUGAAGUUCAUCUCAUUAGCUACCUUCGGUUCAUACCUGCCCAGCUGCCCUGAAGUGGACCUGAACAGCCUGGAGAUGAAUGCCUACCACAAGGCCUUCUUAACCUAUUCCUUCCUCAAGACCCCUGAGUCUAUGAACUCAGAGUACUUCUGUGUUUCCCAGCACAAACUCUUCAAUGAGCACCUGGUGUCAGCCAGUGGUAACCCUGCCCUGGUCAUGAGGAGGAAGAAGCACACAGAGAAGGAAGUCCAUGCUCAUUUAAUCAGCGUAGUGUCUGUGCGACUGAGAGAGGGCUACACCAUCAGAGAGAUCAGCCUCACCAAAGGUGGGACUCAGCUGGAGGUGAAGCUUGUGCUCUUAUGGAAACACAACAUGCAUAUCGAGUACCUGGCAGCCGCCUCAUGGCCAUUGGACCUCACCAAGAGAACCACCAGGGUGGAGGUGACGAUGGAGGGAAGCUACGACAUCCUGCAUGACAUAAGCUGCACCCAGAGGAAACCCAUCACCAGCCCGUAUCGCACCUCUGUCAUCCGACGCUUUUGGAACACACUGCAGAGCAUCAACCAGACUGAUCAGAUGUUGGUGCACCUCCAGUCGUUUAAUUCAAUUCCUGAGAACUACAUGAUUCCUGAGAGCACAAAAAAUGGAGUUCCUCUGUUCUACAUCCCUCCCGGCUCUACUACUCCGGUUCUGUCGUUGCAGCACAGUGGAUCCAAAGACUCCUCUCAGUCCCAGUUUGCCUCUUACUGGAAGCCCAUCCUCUCCAUGGACGCUAACUUCUGGCAGAGAUGGCUGCACAUGCAUCGCAUUGCUAUCAUCCUCGAACACGACAUGCCUGUCCCCAAACACCUGCACACAGCUGGAAACAAUGGACGUUACAGCACCAUUCAGUGUCGUAUCUCCCACUCUGCCCUCACAUCGCUGCUGAGGGACUGGAGCAGCUUUGUGCUGGUGGAGGGUUACUCGUAUGUCAAACUCAUAUACAGUUCAUCCGACCAGCCUCCCACCUCCUUCUACCUGGUCCGCCUCAUCUCCAAGACGCCCUGCAUGGUGCUGCGUCUGGGCUUCCCCAUCGGAACACCAGCCCACAUCAGAAACAAGAUUGUGGACGAGCUGCGAGAGCAGAUCCUCAAACUACGCUUCCCUCAUCGUGUUCAGAACAAAGAGGCCACCCCCAAAACCAAGAGGAAGGUUGUUGGCCAUCCGUCACCCUCCAAAUCCCCCUCCAUCCCCGCUCCCAAGCCAGCGCUGUCAGACAGACCCUGUGUGGUGGUGCUUAAUAAGCCCUUGGAGAAGCUGCUCAUAAGGUAUGAGAAGCUGCCGCUGGACUUCAGGACUCCCUUCAUUUUCAACAUGGAGAACUUCCCUCAGCCCUCCAACAGCGCCGUCCCCCUCAGCAUGGCGGCCAACAGGACAGCCUCCUCCACCCUGGCCUCCCUGUCCCGUUACUUCCUGCACCAGCGCUGGGUGUGGGCUGUGCAGUGCAGCCAGGGGUCCACCGUGGCCAUGCAGGCCGUGGCACACAUCCUGUCCAUGCUCUCCGAGAUCCGCGUAUCAGAAGGCUUCCACUUUGCUGCCAGCGGAGAGGGCAUCGUCAACCUGGUGAUGGAGCUGCCGAUGAAGGGCAUGUCAGGGGACACGGACAGAGAGAGUCACUCUUGUAUUGUUCAGUACAUCCUAUUUCCACCUCACUCUACGUCUACUAAGGACAGCUUCUCCACUGAUGACGACAACGACACUGAGGUGGAGGCCGUAGACAUGGACACAGAGCUGAACCUUGUCACAGAGUGCUGGGUGGAACCACAGUGUGGCACGGUGAUGAACUGCAUGGACCAACAUCGCCACUUCCAGGGCCUCAAGUACCAGGAGAUCCCCCAAGCAAUCUUCCCAAGGGAUCUGGCCUGUAUGUCCACCAUGAUGACCUUUGAGUAUUUGUGUCAACUGUGUCAGAAUAAAGACCAGGUCUGCUCGCUGCCGGCUGGACUCAAGGAUGUGAGAGGAGAUGCCCUUGCCUCUGAGGACAGCAUUCACAUGGUUCCUUUCCAGUUUGAUCUCCUUCAGCUGCUCCCCAAAUGCCAGCAGGUCGAGCUCUUCUUCCUCACAUUCAGCACAGCAGUGGAGACUGGGGAGCAGGUUCAUAGCUCCCCCUGUCUGCCCAACGAGCUGCUGCUCAGCCUCUUCCACAGCAGCCUGGAGCACGAGCUCAGCGACAGAGAAAUCCCGCUAGCUGACAGUGACCAUGUCACCUUCAUGCACCACAUCUUAGAGCGAGAGCGAGACGGACAUACCGCUCCUUUCUCUUUACCUGUCAUUAAAGAGGAGUGUGUGAAACCACCAGACAGACAGGACACAAUGACGUCAUUCCACACCACUGGCAGCAGCAAGGAGGUGAUGGGAUCCACCAGCACUUUACAGAGUUUCAGUAAUGCAGACCUUGUGGAUGAAGAGCCCUUGCUGGGGGAGAGGAGAUGCUCUACGCCACAGUGGAGGUGUUACGCCAAGUACAUCAGCUCCCAGCAGAUCCUCCUCACCUUCCUCCCUGCUUCCUUCACAGAUGUUCUGAUGUUGAUGGCGUCAGGGCUGGAGACUGAGCCUCAGAGUAACGUCAGCACACAGGAAGAUGACACUCUGACUCCCAGCAACAAAUCUCAGGCCGACUCCCUGUCUGGCUCCACCAGUGGGCUGGAAAGGUCAGAGUCCGGCCUCGGUCUGGCCGGUAAACUGCGAAGGAGCUCCAGCAGCGGACAGCUCAAUGCCAGGUCCCCUGUGCUCUCACCAUGGUCCGAGGGCCAGACUGGGCCCACUGACUCCCUGAUGGACCAGGAAAGCUGGGACACUAGAAUGUCUGAGAGAGAGGCCGGGACCCCAGCCUCAGAUCUGGGAGAAAAAGAAGGAGUACAGUUCUCUGAACCACAGAAGGCAGAUUUCCACAUCAGCUUCAGCCGGCAGGUUUCUCAGCAGAGUACCAGUGACAGCAGCCUGUUGAAGUGUCCAGUCUAUGUCUACAACUGCUCCCUGGAGCACCUGAGGGAGCAACUGGUACACCCCAACUCCAGCCGUCAACCCAGGGACAUCUUCUUCAGAGCUCAAGAUGCUGAAUCCUGGGAGAUGAAUCAGCAGAUGAAGUUCAGGUCACUGUCUCAGGACCGCAGCAGCCCGUCCCCUUGGACCGACCUCCUGGCUCAGCCUCACAAACACAAGGAGCUGGCCAACUACUGCAGCCUGCUGCAAGAGCAUUACCACCAGAGCUACGUCAAAGGUGUGUACCGCAGCCUGCAGCAGUCCUACAGCAUCAACUCCCAGGAUGUCCUGAUGGCCAUGGAUUACUGCGAAGAAUCCCUGCAGGAGAUCGACGUCACUUCUUUCCUGCACACGGUCUGUGGACACAUCCGGGUCUUUAGGGAGCACGGUAAGGCUCCGGCAUGGAAACCUUCAAGGAGCCCUGCCACCUUUGUCAUCGGAGAGGCUGAGGAGGAACGGACAGAUUAUAGGGCUGCCCUGGCCUCCUCGUCCAGCAUUGAAAUGGAUGAUGUCAGUGAAGCUGAAUCUAGAGAAAAGUCCUCUGCUCCUACAUCUCCCCUGAUCCUGGAUGAGUCCAAGACAGUCAAGAUCCCAGAGUUCCCUCUGGCGCUGCUUCAGACACUGCCCAAGUGUGAAGUGCAUCCAGAUCUACACAAAAUAAUACAGGAUAAAUUCAUGGAGAUCGUGUCUCAGUACUUCAAAACUGUGCCCUCCAAUCCACACUACUUCUUCUACUGCCCAUUGCCAUCCAAGAAAGAGGAGGACUCAGAGGACGGUGAGAUGGGGAGGAGACCCAGUGAGGAUCCGGUGUCAGAGGCUGAGCCAGCUACUGAGGACGAAGCUGUGUUGGGCUGCUGCAUAAUGACAGAAAGCGACACAGAUCUGGUGGUGGAGUACGCAGAGCAGCCGGGCACCAGCUCCUACGGAGAGGGUGAAGACCAGUCCCUGUCAGACUCCAACACUGUCAACCAGGACCAGGACUCCUUCAGCAUCCUGGAGGGAGACUCCCUGCUGGAAGCUGAGGAGCCACAGCUGGACAUGCCACCACUGUUUGUUCACGUCACUUGUUCUGUCAAUAUGAAAAGCUGCCAUGGCUCCAUGCCCAUACAAACACUGCCUACUUGCCUUGGUGAGAUUAUUUCCUGCCUGGAGAAUGCUGAGGCCUUACAGACUGUGGAUUUGAAUGAGCUCUCAGUCACUUUAGACAUUUUUGUCCUGACACUACCUCUGGAGAUUGAAGUCAUGGCUGAUUUCCAUCAUAACAGGUACACCUCAGAGAGUAGCGUGUCCCUGAAUCGUUCACCAGGACAGCCCUCCUCCUACCGCUCUGAUGAGGAGCUGAUGGCAGUGUUGGACAGUCUGAGGGGAGCCGGAGUUGACGGGGUAUCUGGCGAUCCCUUAUCCAAACUCCCAGUUCCUCACAAGUUAGCAAUUCUGGCUACAAUGGACGAGAUUCGCUGGCUGCUGGAGGAUGAGAUCGUCUCUGCUCUGCGUCACUCUCGGGUCAUCAGCUCGGCCAUGCUGCAGAAAGUAGCUGAGCAUGUGCUGCGCUCCAGCGGUCGACCGCACUGUCACUGCGAGGAUGUCCCGCUUCAGUUUGUCUUUGGGCCUGAGCAGUCUCUGGAGAAAUUCAAAGAGGAGUUCCGCAGAAUGUCCUUCUCUGGCUAUGUGUUGAAUGGAGAACAGGACAGCUUCUUCUUCAUGUCUCUGAGCAGACUGCACCCUCAGAGGAUCCAUGCUGCCAAGAGUCUGUCUGAGAGCGCCGCGGACCCCCCACAACACAGCAACCCCUGCAGUGCCAGAGCUCAGGUGGAGGAUGCGGUACUAGAGAGUGAAGCGGAGGCUCAGGCAACAGAGGCAGACAGCGAGGGUGAAGACAAGAAGUCCAUCAGCGUUGUUGCAGACUCUCCCAGUGACACGACUGCAGAAACCAGUGAGCAAAUCAGAGCCUUGAAGCCUGACGCACAUGACACAGUUUCUCAGAGCUCAGUUGGCAUGGUGGUGGGGGACAGAGGUCAGCCCGGUACCCCACAGAUCCAGACCGAGCAUGGCACAGAGACCGCCUCACCCCCAAAGACGCCGUCCAGUGUCAGCCUGGCUGAGUCCUUGCAGUCAGCAUCUCACAGCUGUGGCAAACUCAGGCCAAGUCGAGUCCAGAGCGUGGUCUCCAGCCAGGGCAGUCUGGACUCAGACAUGCAGGAUAUCAGGAGUAAAAAUUCAUCAUUUGUUGUGUUCUGGUCUCAGAAUGAAGAAGAAGACAGUUGGUGCUUUCACAGAAGGAAAAGAGGGUUCAGUGCCGAGGAAAGUGGAGAAGAAGGAAGAAGAUCAGGAACUGCCCUGAAUACUUGCGACUGCAAUCAAAUGGUUGUCAGGAAGAUAGGUGAAAUCUGCAAGAAUGUCCAACAGCGUAUGCUACUGCAGGACCUACAUGACAGUCAUGUGUGUAACUCUCUGCUGGUGGCUGAGAGUGAGGAAGACAUCUGGAAGAACGAGUCUCUCUACAGGCAGAGGCUCAACGCCUCCGAUGAUUACAACACAGAGGAGAGCUACCAGGCCAGAGACUACCUGGCAGCUACCAUGCAGUUCAUCCCUGGACAUUUUGCCUGUGAUGUGGUGUGGAGCACAAUCAUCCACAUUCACCCCCGUCUCAAGAUGGGACCCAACAGGGCGAUUCAGGCCCUGCGCUCUGUGCUGAACUCUUUCUGUGUGGUCAACAGGAAGAACAUGUUUGUCUACCAGGAGCGUACAACUAAAUCAGUCUUCUACCUCAGACUUUGUGAAACAUCAUUAACAGGGAAAUACUCUGACAUGGAUGGAAACCUCCACAUGACUCGCUCCAUUGGGCUUGCCAGGAGUCAGGAGCCCUUGUUUCCAGAGGACCUUAUGGGUUCCAGGUCUUCUCUGGAUGGUUCUCGGCCAGUUGGACAGGUAGACAAGCACAUCCUGUUGCUGGUGCAUGGGGUGGGAAAUGCAGGUCCAGAGAUCACAGAUGAGCUGGUCAAGGUGCUGCGCAAGCGCCUGGAUGAAACCACCUUGGACAUCAUCACUGUCAUGCUUGUGAGGAACUGCAAGCUGACUCCGGCUGACGUAGAGUUCAUCCAGCCAUCAGGAUCUCCCGCCACUGAGGUGAUGAACUUCAGCCUCCCCCAGUACUGCCUUCCCUGGCUGCCCGCUGUGGCUCACUACCUCAGGCAGAACCUCCUCAUCUUCCUGCAUGUUCCCAAGUACACCGACAGCAACACGGCACACCAAUUCAAGCACUACUUUCAUUUGAGCAGCAACUUGCCGGACGGUGAUAUCUAUCUCUACAAUAAACCUGGAGGCCAGGGGACGGGAGGCAAAGGUACCAUGUCGGAGCUGGUUCAGCAACUCUUCCCACCUUCUCAGUUUAAAGGAAUUGCCUGCAUCGCCCUCUCAUUUGUGGACGCCCAUGGUCGUCCCCUUCAGGUUCACGCUCAAGACUGUGCCCGACCGCAGAGAUCAGAGAACUGCACAAUCCCCCUACAUCGUGACCAUUUCGAUGAGCUGACCACUGUGGGUAAAGUGUACUCUAUCAACGGCAUCUCAGGUGCAGAACCACAGCUGUAUGUGCGUUUUGACAUCUGGGAACAAGGCAACGUCAGUCCCUUACAGCUGAGUGAUAAACUGCAGGGGGCACUGCGUCAUGCACUGUGUGACGUUGUCAUGGAGCUGAGAGUCUUGCCAAAUCCUCUUUGCCUGGGGGUGCUCUGCCCCGCAACCAAAGCUCAGAGAGAAGAGGCUAAAGGACUGUUGAUUACUUUGCCUGAAGUGAAAGAAGUUAAGGACAGCCCCAGACAGCGCAGCGGCUCACGGGUCUUUAAAACCAGCCCUUCUCCUAUCACCUUAACCCAAGCUGUGGUUGGCAUCCCUGUGACAGGGACCAGCACACCCGAGUCCACAACACCCACCAGCAAGAGCACCCGCCGGAGCUUCUGGGACAUACUGAGUAAGCCAGAAUCAUCAGAGCUUGGGAGCCCUAAGACAACUGACGACAUAGUGCAAGAAAAAGGAGAGGAGGGACGAGCAGCACGACGAAGACACAAGACGGAGAACGUGAAGCAGCAGUGGAGCCAGGAGAAAGCUAUGGCCGUGGAGCUGGAGCAGGCGCAGAGGAGGCAGGUGUCUCAGCUGGAGGAGGGAGAUGUGGGAACUCUGCAUCCCAUCUACCAGGUCACCUGCCAGCCUUGGAUCACUUUCAUGUCUAAACUUGGCUGCCCUUCCAUUCAGCAGUGCACUGCUGAAAUUGCUUCUCACUUCCUUCUGCCUUCCAUCUUGGCAGAGAUUGUCAAUUUGGUCAGUUCUCUUGCCAGUGAUACAACAGUGAAGGCAUUUGAAAAGAAAAGCUGCCCCCCAUCUGGAGACAUGUUUGUACCCUUCCCUCUUGUCCAGAACCUCAGCCAGCCUCCAGGCACCACUAGGAGCUUCAUUCUCAUUGGCCGCAACUUCUAUCAGUGGCACUAUAGCACAGAGCAAGAAGACAGUUCAGAUGAGGAAAACACCCCAGUGCUAAAUAGGUUCACACCUCAUAAGGGCUUCCAGCGCUUCGAGGCUCUGGAGCAGAGUGAUUCGUUCAGUCCUGGCCAGGCCAGUGCAGGACUGGCUCCCCGCCAGAGGUUCCUCUUCAUCAGUGUCCUGGACAAAAAGGUGACUCUGUACAGCUACAACUGGUCUGUGGACCUGGGCGCCUCUCUGAAUCGGGAGCUGGUCCGCCUUGUUAAGUGGCAGAACGCGAGGGCUCACGUCGUCCACUGCCUGCUCAACCAGAAGAUGGGCCUCUUCCAUCACUACUGCUUCUCUGAUGCACCCAUCCACGAAAUGGACUCCAAGCAGGAUCCCAAUCCAUUCCUGAGCCCCUCCAUGGAGCCGGAUGCGUUGCUGCGUAACACGGUUCCUCCUUUACCCAGCAAAGAGCAGGGCAGGCUGGGUGGCUCAGGCCGAAGUCUUGCUCCGCUUCACUUCCCCUCGGAACUGCUUCCCUUUGACGAGGCUCUGAGGGACGUCUGCACCAUCCGACCCUUGAUGGAGGGGGAUGUGGUGGCCCGACAUGGCGGCCAACUCUUGGAAAUCAAAGCUGCUGAGCGGAGAGAAAUGGAGAAACAGAUGAAGAUAGAGAACCUGUUUGUGACCUGGCAGCAGAGGUCAGCACAGUCCAACAUGCCCAUUUCAGGGACAGAUUUGGAGACCCUGAAGCAGUCGUCCAGGCUGGUUCACUACUGUGCCACCCCUCUCCUCUUCGACCCCGUCUUCCGCAAGCAGAUCCAAGAGGAACAGAUCGUUCAGCCUCCAGUGAAGAAACGGCAUCGCUCCAGCGACUCCACUGCAUCAGGUCGGGACCGAAGCUACAGCACUGACUCAGCUGACAUGCUGCCCAGCCGACUGAAGGAAGAACCCUGGCUGCUUGAGAUUUCCAGCACCUUCCUCCAGCAGUAUGUCCAGUACCUGCAGAGCAUGGGCUUCAUUCUGGUCCAGGUCCGGCCUCAGUCUCCAGCUCGCAGCAUUGCCCGGGCUCGUGCUGCCAUGCUGAGCUCUAUGUCAUCGGAAGGGAGGAUGUCUUUUUCUUACGUAAAGCAGAAGAGCGAGGACAGCCCUAAGACUACAGCAUCUGGCACUACUGCAUAUCACCUCCAGAGGGCGCUGCCAGGGGGGAUCGUGUUGAUGGAACUGGCUUUUCAGGGGUGUUACUUCUGUGUGAAGCAGUAUGCUCUGGAGUGUUCCCGCAUUCCCAUGGGCCAGACAGUCAACUCCCAGGGCAGCCUCCUCACCAAACCUCGUUGCAAGCCGUUCCCAGAUGCCACCCCAGUAUCUGACUGUGCGCUCUCAAUGCUCUUCACUGAGGAGUGUGAUAAGGUUCGGGACCUGAUGCACGUCCACUCCUUCAGCUAUGACUUCCACCUGCGAGUAGUUCACCAGUACUUGGUCGGCUGCCACAUGACACUACGCCAGGGCUACCAGCUCACCGACUUCCUGGACGACUUCAUCUCCCAUCACCCAGACAUUCCCAAGUUUGGUCGCAACCACGUCUUCCAAGGGAGCUUUUCCAUCUCCACGGGGAUGAUAACAGCUCAUCAGCUCUACAACUACAUCACUGACCAUGCCAGCACCUACGGCAUGAAGCCGCUCCGCAUGUCUAAGGCUACGGUCACCACUGACAGCAAGAAAGGGACGCCUGACCUGCACGAGUACGCACUAGUGGCUCUAUGGAACAGUUCGGGCUCUUACAAGGAUCUGGAGGGCCUACACCACCAUGAUGACUUUGACGUGUCCCUGGUGGUGUGCCAUAAUGCCGCUCCAUUUGAGGAACAGUCAGACGGGGAGAGGCAUUUGCUGAGGUUGCGGUUCUAUGUGAUCAUGACCAGUCAGAGAGAGCUCUUCCCCCGCCUUACUGCUGACAUGCGUCGCUUCAAGAAGCUUCCUCAGAUCCACCGUGAUCCCGGUGAGCUCGGAGGGAGGCUCCCCCAAGAUCGAUCAGAAGGGUUGCGUGGUGCCGAGCAGGACCUCUGGGAAGAAACGUCAUCGGAAGCUGUGGCUGCCUCUGUCCCCAGCGACGGCAAUGAGUUUUACCCUCUGGCGGCGGGGGGACCAGAGGCUCAGGGGCUGCUCUACCCAUCCCCUCUGUUCCCUCUGCUCAACAAUGAGGUGGCGUCAGCCCGCAGACAGAUCCAGGCCAGCGUGGAGCAGGCGAUGGGUCACUGCCGCAGGGAUAACCUCUGGAGGAGGCUGUUUCACGGAGAGCACCUGGCCCUGGACAAACUGAAGCUAACCAAGCUGUCGUUUAGUGAGCUGGAGGAGCUGCUGGAGGCUGUGCAGAGCCGCUCAGUGGGGGAGAUCGACCCACAACUAAACCAAAAGUUCACUGACUGCUUUGUUUUGGUCUUUCUGGACACCCAAGCUGGAAAAACAAGUCUGAAGGUUGUGUUUCGGGAGCCGCUGCCGUCGCAGCCGCAGGCCAGCAACAGCCCCCCUCCUCAGCUGGUGUCCAUGUAUCAUCACCUGGAGUCUGUCAUCAACACCGCCUGCUACAAUCUCUGGACAGGACUGUUGUAGUAUUGAUCAGUGCUGGACUUAACCUCGAUUCGUGUCCAUGUAACCACGAUCGACACAUGGAGACAGGAGGCAACAGUGGAGAAAAACAGGUCAUUUGGAGGAGUACAGCGAGCAGCAUUGGGAAGAGCAUCAUACCGGAUGAGUGAAGUUACCGUAUUUCUGCAGUACCCUGUAGCACACAGGAUGCAUUUAGUAGAGAACUGAUAGCCAACAAAAAAGACCAGAGUUUCAAACAACAAACUCAAUCCUGACUACCAUCUGUUAGCCCAUCUAGCUCCAAACCAGUAGGAAAAAAUGUGAUUAAAAACUAAAUGGCUCCUAACUGGUGUGUAGAAACCCCCCAUUAGCUGGUUCAGUAUCUUUAAUCCUUUGAUAUACUUGCUUUUGACCAGGCAUUCAUGUUUGCAUUAUAACCACCACAUAUCAGCCAUAUCAGCCUAUAUCCUGGAUUCCCUCAGACCGUUGUGUGUGCAGUAAAUUAACACUGCACAAGAUGGAAUUAAACCCACAGAGGAUGGUAGCAGUGAACGUGUGUCACCGUGUUAAGUUGGAAUAUGUGAAAAUGUUCCAAUGUCGGCCAGUGUUUGUCCCAUCCUGAUCUGCCUCACAGUGGGUAAACAUUUUAAUCCACUAGUUCCUCGCAGUUCGCAGCUGCAGCAUGACCAGUACUACUCACAUUGAAGCUGUAUAUCACAAGCAUUAGGGCAAUUCAAAGUUUCUCUGGGCUUUCUCUGUCUAAAACAGCCUACAAUGCAGUUCAUCGAGCCAGGCUAACUAUGUAUGUAUUCCCUCAGUGUAUCAUUGUAGGGGCACAGCGCCUCCGCAAACGUCAGAAGAAAUAGAUGCACAUUUCUGAAACAUGAUAUUAAGCUAUAAAGAAAAUGAGCAGAGCCGCUACAUAAAGCUGGCAGACACUGUGUGUUAUAUGUUAUGUCAAAGGUGGGGAAAGUGAGCGAAAAAUCCAAUACCGAUGACAUAGAGCGAACAACGUCACAGCAAGUAGUGUAGCUAACGUUAGCUAUGUUGUGGGUUAGCAAGCGGUCGCUAAUGUUGAGGACAAGAAUAACAAGUUAGCACUGUGUGGGUCGCUCCGAUACACUUUAGGUCUCCAUUCUGUUUCAUGCACAUAGUUUUAAACUGUUCAGAGCAGUUUUUGCAAAAAAAUUGGUUCGGAACUUAAAAGGUGAUUCCCAGCUGGAACCAAAGUGGGCGUGUCAUAUUCCACAGGUCGUUGUGCAUUGUACAGCGCCCUCUGUUGAUGACGCAUCCUUGAUUACUAUGGUUCCACUCACAACGCAGUGUUUCGCUAGAUAGCCCUUAGGUUCCAAGAAGUGGUUCAAGAACCAAAACUAAUUUGAUGAAAAAACACUAUAUAUUUGUUUCCCAUUUACAAAGCCAGCGCUGCGUACAAGUCAACAAUCGGACUGUGAGGAGAUAUUCGUUAAAUUUUGAAGUGUAUUUGAUUAGAGUGGCAUUACCUAGAAAUGCUUACCCCACCCUAAACUUACACUACACAUUAUAAUCAGCCUUUCUGCACUUUGAUGUUCAUAUAGUACAUAUGUUCAACUGACCGGCCAUGGUGUGCAGCUCACACUGAAUGCACAGAACCCCCAGUCAGUUUUGACAAUUCCAGUAACAUUUAAUAAAAAAAGACCAUGUCCCCCAAAGAGAGAAAUGCAACUUUUGCUUUGUGCAAUUCUACUAUGAAUGGAAAGUAAAAAGAAUAUGAAGCCAGAGCUGAAAGAUACAGACAAUAUGGAGUCUGUUCUGCAGUGAGUCAGCAGUCUCAAACUGCCAGAAAUCUAAAGGAUCAUCCAUAAACCAGAUUAUUGAUCAUUCAGGCAAUUAAUCAGGUGCUGUGACCUUAAUCUGAACGCCAAGUGACAACUGAUCUGGCGGACGUUUGUCUCGAUCUGGCGGAUAUUUGGGGCAACCAAUCAAGGUUAAAAUUGGGCUUAAUAAUCCACAAACUGUCUGCCAGGCUUUAGACGGCAAAGGCCACUUAUUUAAUGAGAGAGGCGAUUACUUUGACCUUCAUCUCGUAACUACAUUGAUAAUGAGGAUCAGGAUCUCAGCAGGUGACGGAUCCAUCACAUAAAUUCGCUUCACAGUAAUUAAUCAAAGUAACACAUGACGAUGUUGGGGAAAUCAGCUUUUACAAGCUGGAAAAGGUAGAGGUAACGGGCUAAACCAGGGGGGCAGCAUCGCCCACCACCUCAACUAAAGCUGGAUAUACACUGUACGAUUUCGCAAAAUAAUGUUUAAUUCCAACUCCUGCUGUACGGGUAAAUUGUCUGCGUUGUAAAGCUAAACUCGCGACCUGACCUUACACCGCCUGUGAAAAUGAAAGAGCCCAUUGGCCCCUGCAGACCGCUCUGCCUAUUGACAAUUGCCAUUUGAAAGCUCCAAGGCUUCGAGGCUAGCAACUUGUAACAAACUGAACACACAGAAACUGGCUUAAGCGGUACAGUGUAUGCCCAGCUGAAGCAGUUCCCAGGGUUCAGCGUACCACGAUGAGGACACACUUUAGCCAAUAAUAUUCAGUGUUUGAAAGAUGCAGCUUGUGUUAUCAAAGUUUUACACAGUCCACAGUCCAUAGACUAGUAGGAGUUCAGACUCCACCUGCAACUGAGCAGGUCUAUGAAGUCUGUAUCGUAUCGGACACCCUGUUGGGUCGGGUCCUCAGGGUUUUCAGGGAUCAGGUCUGUCUGAAGACCUUAAGCACAGAGCCUUUUACUGAUCGGCUGACCAUUCUGAGCAGUAAAAGUGGAAAGCAGAUGAGAUUUGUCCAUCUCUCGUGGAUCAGGACCUGGAAGGUCUUGGAGUUCUGUGCUCUGACACAUAUUCUGAUGACCUGAUGGUUAAGGAAACAUUUUUACCAGUGGAGAAAUCGCUGCUGGAUUUCUUUCUCCUCAUAUUUGACUGCGAAUCACUAAAUGUAUAUCAGCAGUCUGGGUUAACUGAAUCUGAUGCUUCAGCGGACGUCAUAUAUAUGAUGGAUGUGUCCCACAAAUCCGUUUGCUGGUUUGUCUGUUUUAGGGGUCAACCAAACACCAGCUUGCUGUUGGUUGAGGCUGUGACUUCUCCAGUUAAAGUUCACCAAUUUUGAGCUCCACGCACAACGCAGAUGCUAAUCUCUUUUACCACUGGAAGCAAAGGUUUAAUUCACCCUUUGCUUGCAGGGAAUGAAAGUGAAUUGGAGGACUCUCGUUGCAUGUGUGACCAUGCUGAAAUGCAACAAAAGCCAGUCAUAAACAACCCACAACAAACGCUUCUGGCUUUAUAACUGCAGAGGUUUCAUACUCCACAGCUUCAUUAAUUGGUUUGACGUAUCUUGUGCCUUCUGAUAGUAUUUUGCUAGCUCUUCAUACAGUGUUUUAUAUGAGUGAGAGUCAGCUGAGAUGUCGGAGUGCAGAGUGGGAAGGCUUUAAUGUUAGAUUUUCAAGUGUCAAACCUGUUACUCACUUGAACCCCACUGCCAUAUCUGGUGCCCUGAAGUGCCUUUCUCUGUUUACUUUCUCCUUUUUCCCCCCUUUUUUUAUUCCCUAACCUAUGAAGCGAUACUGUUGUCAUUCCAUCAGCUCUGCAUAGAAGAUCUUUGGAAACACACACUCCUGAUGUUAUGUAGUGAAAGUCAGUUCAGAGAAUGUGACAGAAAAAAGAAAUUGCCUUUCAUAAGAAAGAAAAUGGGUCACAUUAACUUUGAUGAUUUGCAUAAUAGCAUGCCAUAUGUCAUCAGUGCAGAGUGUUUCCAAAGCAUGUUCAGGGUGAUGAGUUUGACUUGUGUUGUGUAUUCUGAAACAGUGCAGCUGGUAAUCGCACCUCAAUUUACAAGAGGGCGGAAGCCAAGACAUCGCUACAAACAGAGGCUUGGUAUUCGUCACAGUACUUUGAUUAAUGACAUACUCAACGGCCUUAGAUUUCUACACCUUUUCACUGGAAGGAAACCAAAUACGUGUUUGAGCUUCUUCGUGGAUGUAAAAUGAAGAAAUGUUGAGCAAAACAGUGCUGUCACUGCUCAGUCUGAAUGUUAAACACUGGAUAUUCAUCGUGCAAAAUGUGAACUGUAAAAAGUUAGCCCUUAGCAUUUUGACUCUGUGAUAUAAACACUGCACUGUCCCUGACUGUAUAUUGUAUAUUAUGUAUAUACAGAAGACUUUAUACAGUAUGUGAAAUGCUAAAUAAAGCAGUAGGAUGAA